Molecule: messenger RNA, 807 nt
Organism: Symbiodinium natans
Lineage: Eukaryota; Dinophyceae; Suessiales; Symbiodiniaceae
Source: the annotation of a GenBank genome assembly
AUGGCGCUCGUCUCACCCCCGCCCUGUCAGACAUCUCCCCUUCCCCAUUCAGCUCAGACAGCUCCACUCCUGCGUCCGACGCGACCGUGGCCAGAGGCCCGAGGUGGCAUUGGUGGCAUCGCGGGCUCGAGCUUUGUACGUGUUGCUGCUGCUGUUUGCGGCUUUGUGUCAGGAAGAUCUGUCUCAAGACCCGCGACGAAAGAUGCCUUGGGCUUGGGGCGGUGGCGCCGGACAUCGCGGAGAGCGGAGGGUCGCGUACUGGAGAUGUCCGCAGAGAAAUCGAAGUCAGUGCUGGUGUCGAAUGCCACGGUAGCUGGCAUGAAUGAUCUGAUGAAGCGCGAGGCUGUGACCAUCUUGGCGGCCGGCGCAGAGAAGACCGAGGAGGUGGAAGGCAAGAAGGGCAUGUGGCAUGCCUACAUGAAGCCCACCAGCAUGGGUACCUGGAAGAAUCAGGCCAGGCUCACGUGCAAGCUGGUGCUAGAGGCCGGGGCCGUCAAUGUCGAGGUUGUUAGCCUCGAAGUCGGCAGCUGGGACAAAGACCUGCAACAGUUCAAGUUCGAAAAGUUCGAUGCGAAAUCCUUCAGCCUCAACUGGCAGAACAGCAUGACCUGGAGAGAGGCAGGUGUGGAUCUGUCCGUGCAGCAUGUUUCUCGUGGCUCGAUGCGAUUGGUAAUUCCUUGGUGGUUUCCUCUUCCGGACUCUGUGGUCAAGGCCGCAUUUCAAGCAGGGAUCCGGUACAUGAUCUCAGACGGGCAGUCCAAGAUUGCAGCUGCAACGAGUCAGAGGUAUGCCGCCGCAGAGCGGUGA